GAUUAUUUUAUUCAUUAGGUACUAUAACAAUAUAUAAUUUACUAACAUAAUAUAUCAAAUAUCAGCAAUAAUGCCUCGUAAGCCUUGUUACUGGACUCGUAAAUUAGAGUUGCUAUUGGUUGAUUUCAUACGCCAGAAAGAUUUCAUUUGGAAGCCUAUCGGUAAUACAAAUCACCACAUUCAGCAAAAAUACAAAGCUUAUGCAGAAUUUGCUUCGAAGUUAGGACGUGGCUUUACAGCUCGUUCAGUUCGAGACCGCUGGGUAAAUAUAAGAAGCACAUUUAAUCAUAACCUGCGGAAAGUUUUAAAGUCCAAAGAGACUGCCAAGUCACCAGACGAGGUCUACACUCCUUGUUGGCCGUUGUGGAAGCCGCUGCAGUUCUUAAGAGAAUCUACAAAGAGGGAUGACUGCUCUUAUGAGGAAUACAAUUCAACACAAGAAGAUUGCAAAGAAGCAAACGUCAAUUUUGAGACAGCUCUAUCUGAUAUAAAUGAAACGGAUAUUCUAAAUAUCAGACAAACGGGACAGAGGACAGAUCGGCCAAGGAAAAAGAAUAAAUCAAAGAGGAAUAAAGUUAACAAAUGCAAGGAAUUGCUUGAUAAUCUCUUAGUGUCUAUGUCUCCCUUGAGUGGGGUGGAACAGUCGCAGCCCUAUUGGUUUUUUGGGAAACAUGUUACAGAGCGAUUGAAUGCCAUGAGGCAACUAGACGCGAAAUGCGCGGGAAGAGACAUUUUAAAACUUCUUGAUGGAACAAACAAUGAAAUGGACUACACAUUAGGCAGUUGAGGUUUGGUUUCGUUUGAAAAUGGAGGAUAAAUUUCGAAAUGCCUACAGAAAAUUUCGGCUUGACGUCGACUUCUGGGACACCCUGUAUAUAUUUAUAUACAGCUUUCAGAAAAAUCUUUUUCGCUUGUAUGAUUUACCGCUAGGUCUGUGGAUCUUUUCCUGUUCUUCAAUAUUUCUUUUAGAAACCCUUUUUUCUGGUGACUCCAUAUCAUCAGAAGUCGUAAAAAAAAUAAAAAAAACUUCUGCGUAUACCAUGUGUAUACCAUUCAUCUCAUCUCCAAAAGCAAUCCUGAACAACACUUGACACGUAUGACGCACUCCCGAUGAUGAUUGUCUGCGUUUUAGAUGGAUUUAGCAAUAGACCAAAAUUCCUGCUCCAGUUUACAAUGGUAGACAAAUCAUUGUUGACCUUGCUGAUUGCAUUGGGCAAGUCUUCCAGAGUCGCUUGGGUGUAGAUUUGGACAUCGUCAGCAUACAUGUGGUAGAGAGAAGUUAAAGAUUGAGUUAAGGUAUUAAUAAAAAUUGCAAAAAGGAGAGGUGACAAGACGCAACCUUGUGGCACGCCGGCAUUGAUAUUGCGCCAAGACGAGGAAAUGUCAUCAAGCGAAAUUCGCUGCCGGCCUCCAUGUAAAUUUCUACUUUGCUUUCUACUCCAUCUAAGGUUCUUACCAGGAUAUUACUUAAUAGAUUGAUAAAAGCUGUAGAACCUAUCCUGCGAAGAGAACAGGCUGGAUUUCGCCCUUAAGGCUAGUUCGGACUACUUUAGUAUUUAGUCGAGUGGCGAGUGUUUUAGUAAGCUAAAAUAUUCGCUACUGGCCAAAAAUCGUUCGCACUUCGCUCGAGUACAGUUUACAAGUGAGUGGUGUUUUGCAAGAUGAACAGCCUACAACGCAAUAAAGUAAAUAAACUAAUUAAGCUAAUCGUAACGGCUAUUUUAGAAGAGGUGGAUGAGGAAAUUUGCGUGAUUAAUAAAAAGAAGCUAUGGGUACGAAAAUGGAUCGAUAGAAGAGAAAAACUAGGAGCUACUAAUUGUCUUCUGAAGGAAUUAGCAUUGGAAGAUCCCAAAGAAUACUUCGAUAGUUUGAGAAUGUCCGAAAGUUGUGUAAAUUUUCUGUUAAAUGAAAUACAUUCUCAAAUUCAGCGUAAAGAUACCCUUUUAAGAAGUGCGAUUCCUGCAAUUUCAAAAUUACAAGCAGUUCUAUACUUCCUUGCUACUGGGUGUAGUUUAAGGACACUCACACAUUUAUUUAGACUCGGAAAAUCUACUAUUUCCGAAUUCAUCAUCGAAGUUUGUGCAGCAAUCUAUGAAUCAUUAAAGGAAUUUAUCAAGUUAAGAUUAAAUAACAGUAACAGAUUUAUUAACAUUAGCGUUCUGCAUUGCUGUUAAAAUUAAGUCAUUUGAUAUAAUUGUAACGCUCUGCGUUUCAUUCUGGUUAACAUGGCCAGAUGGAAAUUAUAUAUAUAUAUAUAUAUAUAUGGAAUAUAUUGAGGAAAGCUGAUAAUCCGAAACAUGUUCAGAAUUAUCUGUAGGUAAAAUGGACGAGGAAAAAAAUUCAGUUGCUUGCUCUUCCAUACUAUAAUUACUGGUGUCAUUAUAAUAUGUUGAUGAAUCGCUAUAUGGUGAUUCUGUAGCAUAUGACUGUGGCGUUCUGGUGAUUCCGUUUUGUUCAGAUGCGUUUUGAAGGUGCUGACGUCGAAUUCUAUUCAUGUAAAUUUGAAUGUGCUCUUGUGCUUCUAAUGCCAAUAGUAGGGGCAAAGACUUCAGUUGAAGACCGACGUGUUUUCCGAAGACCUCAAACUCAUUUUCUUCGACUGUAGAGUUACUAGUAUCAGCUAUCUCUUUUAAUUGUCUAACCAUGCUCGAGAGCUGGGAUUUUCCUUUUUUUUUUGUUGGAGGUGGAGGAGGAGGUGUAGGUUCACGAAAAGUAUCCACUACAGUACUAUUUUGCUCAGUAUCUGUAGUAUCAUCAGUGUGUAAACUAUUGGAAGCCUGAAACAAAUAAAAUGUUAUUAGUAUCAAAGUAUUCAUGAACAAUUUUUUUUUUCAGAUUCCUACUACUACAGACUGGAAAAUAAUUGAAAAUGUUUUCCGAAAUCAGUGGCACUUUCCAGGAUGCUCUGGAGCAAUCGACGGCAAACAUGUCGUCAUUAAGGCACCCCCCGAAUCAGGAAGUUUAUAUAUAAUUACAAAGAGACAAACAGCAUUGUCUUAAUGGCUAUUGUAGAUCAUAAAUAUUGCUUUAGUUAUAUUGACGUUGGAUGUACUGGAAGGGUUUCUGAUGGAGGCGUAUUUCGUAACUGUAGUUUGUACCAAGAAUUAGAAAACGGUAUUCUACCAGAGGGUCAUGUCUUAGUUGGCGACAAUGCAUUUCCCUUGAAAGAAUAUUUCGCACAUCCGGUGCAAGAAUGACGUUAUUGUAGUAAACAUGGUUUUUCAGGAGAGGCAAAUAAAGAUUUGAACAG
Molecule: messenger RNA, 3250 nt
Organism: Colias croceus (clouded yellow)
Lineage: Eukaryota; Metazoa; Arthropoda; Insecta; Lepidoptera; Pieridae
Exons: 4
Coding region: 71-787 (238 amino acids)
Source: RefSeq, a predicted model, not a curated record